Molecule: messenger RNA, 1473 nt
Organism: Suillus fuscotomentosus
Lineage: Eukaryota; Fungi; Basidiomycota; Agaricomycetes; Boletales; Suillaceae
Product: isocitrate lyase icl
Exons: 9
Coding region: 1-1473 (490 amino acids)
Biological process (GO): carboxylic acid metabolic process
Molecular function (GO): isocitrate lyase activity
Source: RefSeq, a predicted model, not a curated record
AUGGCCAAUACUGAACGCUCCGCUUUCCAGACUGAGGUCGCUGAGGUCGAACGGUGGUUCCAGAGCCCACGUUUUGCCAGAGUGAAGCGGCCAUAUACCGCUGCUCAGGUCGUCGCGAAACGGGGUAGCAUCCCAAUCAAGUAUCCUUCCGAGAUUCAAGGAAAGAAGCUCUUCGCCCUGCUCUCCGAGCACGCCAAGAAUGGUACACCUUCACACACAUACGGAGCCCUAGACCCCGUACAGGUUACCCAGAUGGCCAAGUACCUCGAGACAGUUUAUGUUUCUGGUUGGCAAUCCUCCAGCACGGCUUCGUCUACCAAUGAACCCGGCCCCGAUCUUGCAGAUUACCCCUCGAAUACGGUUCCUAACAAGGUUGAGCACCUAUUCAUGGCACAGCUCUUCCAUGACCGUAAGCAAUACGAAGCUCGCUCGAAUAUGUCUGAGGCAGAGCUUGCGGCGACACCGUCCAUCGACUAUCUUCGUCCAAUCGUUGCCGAUGCUGAUACCGGACAUGGCGGACUCACUGCAAUUAUGAAGCUUACAAAGAUGUUCGUCGAAAAAGGUGCGGCUGGUGUUCAUGUCGAGGACCAAGCACCUGGGACAAAGAAAUGCUGGCCACAUGGCGGGCAAGAGAACUUGGUCAUUGCACGGACUGAUUCGGAAGCCGCUACCCUGAUUACCUCAAACAUUGAUGAGCGCGACCACCCUUUAUUUUCGGCUCCACAAACCCGGAUCUCCCCCCUCUUAAUGCCGGAAAGUCCUGGUGAUGAUUUGCAAGCGAUUGAGGACGCUUGGACUGCGUCUGCAAACUUUGCAGCUACCGCUGAUCGAUUCAUCUCCCGUGUUAUGCACUCGUCAUUCCCUCAAGCAGUAGCCAUCGCACAGAGAGAAUUUGGUCUCAAGUCUGUACCCUACUGGAACUGGGAUACACCUCGGACCCGGGAAGGGUUCUAUCGCUACCAAGGUGGCACCCAGUGUGCGAUUAAACGGUCUAUUGAGUAUGCACCAUACGCCGAUGCCCUUUGGAUGGAAACAAAGAAACCGAUCUUGGCUCAAGCCCAAGAGUUCGCUCGUGGAGUCCAUGCUGCACGCCCAGGUCACUGGUUGGCGUACAACCUCAGCCCUUCCUUCAACUGGGAGGCCGCUGGCUUGAAUAGUCAGGAUAUGAAAGGUUUUGUCUGGGAGCUAGGUAAACUCGGCUUCGUCUGGCAAUUUAUUACGCUCGGCGGCUUGCACUCUAAUGCGUACAUAAGCGACCUCUUUGCUCGCUCAUAUGCGAAGGAAGGUAUGAAAGCGUACGUGGAGAUUGUCCAGAGCAAAGAGCGGGAGAUUGGCUGCGAUGUCUUGACGCAUCAAAAGUGGAGUGGUGCCGAUUACGCCGAUAAUCUCAUAAAGACCGUCACCGGUGGUGUAUCGUCCACAGCAGCCAUGGGCAAGGGUGUCACAGAGGACCAGUUCAAGGCCAAACUAUGA